Plasmodium yoelii is the source of this 951-nucleotide messenger RNA. Its product is annotated as PIR protein. The coding region runs from base 1 to 951 and encodes 316 amino acids. The record is from RefSeq and is a predicted model, not a curated record. The transcript has 3 exons. NCBI's taxonomy places the organism in Eukaryota, Apicomplexa, Aconoidasida, Haemosporida, Plasmodiidae.
AUGUCAAUUAGUAAAGUGUGUAGAGAGCUUACUACUUUUUGGAGGCUUUUCCCCGAUGGAUUGAAAGAUUCUGGAGAAUAUAAAAUUAAUACUGGAUCGUUCAAGAAAUACUGCCCUGAACAAAAAUGCAAUAGCGAUAUUGAAAAGAUUAAUGCUGGAUGUUUACGGUUAAUUUAUGAUUUUUUCAUUAAAUCUGGUUUUUCAGCUGACCCCGAUACUCUUAAGAAUGAUGCAGUAUGCAUUAUAAUAUGGUUAGGUUAUAUUUUAAGCCUAAAGCCACCUAAUGACAUCAACACAAUAAACGAUUUUUAUUAUAGUCAUAUAGAAAAUAACGAAGAGUACUCUAACCAUAAAAAUGUUGAUACAACAUAUACCGAUUAUAAGAAGAUCAUAGACGAAACAAAGGAAUAUAUGGAUAUUAAUAUUAGUAAUAUGUCUAAAUUUUAUCAAUUACUUAAAUUGUUAUGUAAUAUGUAUACUGCUUAUGCGGCAGGUAAAAGUACCGAUGUUUCACAAUAUGCUAAUAAUUUUUUUGAUGAAUAUAAAAAACUUUUUGAUGAUGAUAAUAAUAAUAACGGGAAUUCAUACAAUAAAAUAUUAAAUGUUUUAUCCAAUUAUUAUAAUAAUAUUGAAACAGGUAUUCGCUUUAAUAAUACACCAAUAACUCGUCCUAAAUUACCAACAGAAAAAGCACCCAAAAAGGAUAAUGUAGAAGGUAUUAAAGUAACUAAAGAAACUGAAACAUCGGGUGAAACAGAUAAAUUAGAUACUGAAACGCCAACCCCAAGUUCUAACAUUACAUUAUCAGAAUCACCACUAGUAAAUAAAUUAGUUAUAGUUUUACCGAUAUUAGCUGCAAUACCAUUUUUUUUGGGAAUUGCUUACAAGUAUUCGUUAUUUGGAUUUCGGAAGCGAUCUAAAAAACAUUUAAGAGAAAAACUAAACAAAUAA